AUGGCGUCUCAGCGAAAUGGUGGUAAUCUAAAAUGUAGCGAUAGAAAUUGCCCUAAUGAGUGCAUCUAUUUUGACAUCAUAGAGAAAAACCCUAUUAUCAGUUUAAAUAAAACCGUCGAAGGACAAGAUUUAGUUUCUGGUAUUUAUAUUGGCAUUGGGAUAAUCGGAAUUAUUUUCAAUGCUUUAGUUCUUGUGACUUUGAAAAAGAAGCAGGUAUCUAAAUCGAAGAUUUUCCGUUCUUUAAUGAUGAAUCUAGCAAUUGCUGAUUUAUUUUCUGCGGCUGCAGUUUCUCUGCUUGGAAUUAAAACAAUUGCCAUAAUAUUGAGUACCAAAAACAUUAACUUAAUCAAUGUACCAUACCUUAGCGCCUUGUUCAAUUAUUCUUUGGAAUUAUCGAAGGGCACUAAUGCUGUUUGUCAAGUCAGUUAUAUCUUUUUCUUCAUAACAAAUUUUGUAUCGACAUUAACACUGACCUGCAUGGGAAUUGAGCGUUAUCGUGCAUUAAUUGUUAAUCAAAUGUGUAAAGUUAGUGAUGAAAGAUCAGAAACUUGGAAGAUCCGUGGUCUGCUAGCUUCUAUUUGGAUAGUAUCCACCGUCGGUUCCAUUCCUUUUGCUUGGAUGGUCGAGGUUACACCUAGAGUGUAUAAUCGAUGUUUCUUUGCACAUCAUCAUCCCUGUGGAUAUUGCCAUUACAAUUUAAUUGUAACUAUACUAACCACCUGUAUAUUUGGCUUAAUACCAGCUGUUAUCAUGCUCUACUGUUAUAUUCACCUCGCUAGGUUUCUGCUUAAGUAUGGGAAAGAACGUCGGGCAUCAUUUUCUCAUCAGGACUCUGCAAUAAUUAAGCGUUCUGCUCCAAAUUCGCCUGCUGCUCAAAAAUUGCGUGAAAAACAGGCUGCAUUCUUAUCCAUCAUUGUCGCAUUCUUAUUUUUAUUAACCAUGACUCCAUUUAUUGCUUAUUUGCUAUUUAUCUCCAUUAGUCAUUGCAAUGGCGAUGAAAUAUUGCACGUAUUGAAUGUCAUGAAAUCAAAUCUAUGGAUUGGCAUCGAGGCUGCUCAUAUGUUUUUCGUUUUACCACCUUUGCUUAAUCCUAUAUGCUAUUCUUUUUGUAACCGUAGCUUUCGACUUGCUCUAAUGUCUUUAUGCAAGAAAAUGACAUUAGAAAAUUCGCAAUCUUCCACCAAAAUCAGUUUAUUGAGCUCUGUACGAAGUCAUCUUGGAUCACGUCGGUCACAGACCGAAUUAUAA
Trichoplax adhaerens is the source of this 1248-nucleotide messenger RNA. RefSeq lists its product as uncharacterized. The transcript has a single exon. NCBI's taxonomy places the organism in Eukaryota, Metazoa, Placozoa, Uniplacotomia, Trichoplacea, Trichoplacidae. Bases 1 to 1248 code for a protein of 415 amino acids. Gene Ontology annotation, biological process: neuropeptide signaling pathway. Gene Ontology annotation, cellular component: membrane. Gene Ontology annotation, molecular function: G protein-coupled peptide receptor activity. The record is from RefSeq and is a predicted model, not a curated record.